This is a messenger RNA of Cyprinodon variegatus (sheepshead minnow), 1723 nucleotides long. It is a transcript of the gene asb6, whose product is annotated as ankyrin repeat and SOCS box containing 6. Bases 122 to 1279 code for a protein of 385 amino acids. NCBI's taxonomy places the organism in Eukaryota, Metazoa, Chordata, Actinopteri, Cyprinodontiformes, Cyprinodontidae. Gene Ontology annotation, cellular component: BRCA1-BARD1 complex. Gene Ontology annotation, molecular function: protein binding. The record is from RefSeq and is a predicted model, not a curated record. Gene Ontology annotation, biological process: intracellular signal transduction; protein ubiquitination. The transcript has 4 exons.
GCUGUACAUGCUAGGAUUAAUCUUAAACUGUUGCUGUAGUGACCUUAGUGAUUUAAGAUGUGCAUCUCCCUAGAGAAUACCUCUCCCCUGUGAAUUGCUACUAAAAGAUCUCUGACAAAGCAUGCCAAGUGCUUCUGACUUACCAUUUUAUUUACUGCUCCUAAUACAUGAAUACAAAAGGAUUGCAUGUUACCAGAGAGGCAAAGCACAGAUACAUUUUUGUUAUUGUAAUUUCUCUCCGUCUCUAGACCCUGUGUCAUAUUACAACCCGCUGCAUAACGCUGUUUUGAGGAACAAGCCAGACAUGGUGAGGCUGCUGGUUGAACAUGGAGCAGACAUUGAAAAGAGGGACAGGAUCCAUGGGAGUAGUCCUUUGGACCUUGCCAGUGAAGAGUCAGAGAGAUUGCCCUGCCUGAUCACAUUGCUGGACCUAGGCGCUGAUGUAAAUGCGACAGACAAACAUGGGAAAAAUCCUUUGCUCCAUGCAUUAGCAAGUAGCGAUGGACUGACUGUGCACAACACGGAGAACAUCCGGCUCUUACUGGAACGAGGUUCCCCAGGAGUAUGGAGUGCUGCCACUGUAGACGGUGAAACGGUGGAGUCCUCCCUGGUGUUCUUGGUGAAGGAGGCUCUGGAGGCCAGCACGGAGGACGCCGCAGAGAUUGGUAAAUUCUGCCUGGAAACCACACAGCUGCUGCUUUCCCACGGCGUGGACCUCAGCUGCUGUCUGAACGAAGAUGGUGAAGAGUCUCUGAUGCAGGCGAGCCUGGAGCACUUCGACUUGCUUUUUCCUCUGGCGGUGCUCCUAAUGCAGAGUGGAGCCUCUUUGGUUUGCUCCCAUCACAGUUCUUCCUGUUGGUCAGGUUAUAGCCUCCUUUUUCAGAGGCUUCAAACAGUCCUGCAGCAGUGCACAGAUCCGAGUCAAGCAGCUGAGCUGCUGGAGCAAGCUGAGACAUUGCUGGACUUUGCGAGGGUUAACGUCCCAACACUGCAUCUGCCUCAGAGGCUGGAGCUUCCUGUGGCCAAUCUGGACUCUCACCCACAUGCUCAGGCUCUGAUAGAACUACAAAACCGUGUAGUGGAGCAUGAGGGGAGCCCUCCGUCACUUCGCUGCCUUUCUAGGGCAUUCAUAAGGAGCUGCGUUCAACCCUGGCCCAUAGUGGACAGAGUGAAAGCUUUGCCUUUACCAGACAGAUUGAAAGACUUCCUUCUUCCAGAGCUCACCUAUAUCCCAAAGCCAGGCUGGGAAUGCUUCAAGCCACAGCAGAGCCAGGAUUAAUACAAACAUUUUUGUUUUCCUGAAAUGAAAAUGUAAAUUAAGCAUCUAUAUGUGCAAAAGUAAAAUUUGACAAAAACUAAAUGCCUUUUUUUUUAUUAUUAUUAUUUGUGAUUUUCCUUUUGUUUUAUACUGUGAGAUACAAAUUGAUGUUUGUAAAAAAAAAAAAAAAAGUUUUUUGUUUUGCAAUGGAAUGAAAUUUCUGUAUAGCAGUGUUAAUUUGGAUAAAAUGCUGCAGUAUAAACUUAAAACCACCAGAUGGCAGUGUUGAAUCACAGUAGAUGCAGUGAUCUAAGAUUUUUUUAAAUUAUUUUAAUUAUUUUUUGCCUCUUAUCAAAGUUGAUGUGGAUGAUUCGAAUCCAUCGAUAUAUUAUCACCUUCUAUGGGGAUGUAUUUUUCUGUUUAGUGUUUUUUUCACAAUGUAUUGGAAUAAAACAAGUUUAAUUA